AGAUCAAAAUAAAGAAGGCAUAAAAACGUACAAGAUGGCCGCCCUUGCCGUACACCGAUGCAACACAGUCGCACGUGCCGUGGGCAAGUGGUAUGUGUCCGCACCGAACUCCACCACCACCAACACGCUGCUAUCGCUGUCCGUACGCAGCAUCACGACCACUGGCAAAGGCACCACCGGAGGCAGCAACAACAACAAACAGCUGUCCGCGGCCGACGUGAAGAAGAUCCCCGACAGCGAGGUCAAAAAAUCCGUCUUCAUCUCCCAGUCCAACGAUGUGUUCACGAACCUCGCCCUCGAGGACUGGAUCUACCGCAAUUUUGACUUUACCCAUCACCACAUCCUGAUGCUGUGGAUCAACAAGCCGACGGUGGUCGUGGGACGCCACCAGAACCCCUUCGCCGAGACGAACGUGUCCCAGCUGAUGCGCAACGAGGUCGAGCUGGCCCGGCGUAACAGCGGCGGCGGAGCGGUCUUCCACGACCUGGGAAAUCUGAACUGUACCUUCUUCGUGCCGCGGGCUCGCUACGAUCGGAAGUACAAUCUGAACCUGAUCACGCGGGCGCUGUACCGCGAGUACGCCAUCAACGCGGACAUUUCCGACCGGGACGACAUCACCGUGAUGGGCAAGAAGAUUUCUGGUACUGCGGCGAAACUGGGUCAACCGAAUGCCUAUCAUCACUGCACUCUGCUGGUCAACUCGAACAAAUUGCACCUGGGGGAGUCACUGGCCAAGGAUGAAGCCGAAAUCAUCAGCAAGGCCACCGCUUCGGUGCCAUCGCCGAUUAAAAACCUGUCCGACGUGAACCGCGCCGUCAACAUCCAGCAGCUCUUAUCAGCCAUUGGAUACGAGUUCCUGCGGACGCCGGCCACCCAGCUGACCGACGGCGGACGUGACCUGCUGAUGAAGCAGCUCGGCUUCCAGCUGAUCAACCCCACCGAGAAGUGGUUCCCGGGGCUGAACGAGCUGCGCGAGAACUUUGCCUCGUGGGACUGGCGGUUCGGCAAGACGCCCAAAUUUUCCGUGCAGAAGAGCAUCCAGCUCAAGGGGCAGGACGUUCAGCAACCUGACCUGAAGAUCCGGGUCGACGUGGAGAAGGGUCUGAUGCAGGAGAUUAGCUUGAUCGUGCCGGGGCAGGAGCCAAUUCCGGUGGUUUCGAACAUGGUCGGCCAGCCGUACCUGGAGGACUGCUUCAACGGGAUCCUGGAGGCGAUGAAGGGCGCCAGCACGGAGAACAUGAAGCACGCGAUGGGCUUAUGAGGGCUGGGCACCACGCGGAACAACAACACCAACGGCGAGGAGUAGCGUGGAGGAAAAAACAAGUGCAAUGAUUCAUCCAAAUUCCAGCAGACUGUCGCGGGCCGACUGGUGGGGUGGCCUUCGCCGGGUUCACGCGCCCGACCGCCGUCUUCAUUUGCAAGUUAGAUGCGUUUGAAGGCGCGAUCGCUUUUGCCAUUUUUUCUUGUUCUGUUUUUACUUUAUUUUGUUUAGGUAGCGUAAGGAAGUUUCCCGAAAGGUGCGUAACGGCCUUUCUUGUAGCUUUUGUGCUGAGAAUUCACCACUGUCGAAACUGAUAUCGAACACGAGCACUUUCGAAACGAUUUCCCAUUUUGCUUUUUAGUUAUUUUUGUUCGUUUUUGCAACAAAAGACUGACGCCCAAAAUUUUGUAUGUAAUUAUUUCGCCAACUCAAACAUUUCGGUCUAAAACUCAAAAAACACACACACAAACCUCUCCCUCCUUAGAACGGAACGGAAAACGUACUACUUGUUGACUAACUAAAAAGCUAAAAACAUCACCAAAAUCAUGCUAAAAGUAGUUUAAAAAUUGUGAUACUUUCGAGAGCACACACCGACUUUCAACCCAAGACAGUUCGUAUCGAAGAAAGUUGGGAGUUGCGAACUUUAUUCUUUCGGUUUCAAUUUAAUUUAGUUGUCAUUUUUGCUGUAAUCAAGCAGGUAGCGAACCCAUGGGAUGUGUAUUUCGUUCAAAUUAGGGUUUAAUCUUUUGCGUUUUCUCUUGUUUUAGUGAGUGGACGACUCUUCUUAGCUUGUAAUAACUAUUAAAAAUCUACGAUUGUUUGUUUAAACUUUCUCUUCUUUUCCUUAUUUCAAUCAAGCUGAAAGAAGCAGAUUAAUCAAGAAUACAAAUCAUAUCAUUUAUUUUUAGGACGGGUUUUUGUUUGAAACGCAUCUUUCCCCCCGCUUGAGCUUGAGUUUACAACACCACACACAGAUAAUUUUGACAAAAAAAAAACAAAUCCCACAGCAAAAACAGUGUAGCAACUGUAGCACUUUGAGUGGGAGAGUCUUAGAAUUUCACUUUACUAACGUACUUUAGUUUGUUAAGCAAAGAAUUAAAAA
Culex quinquefasciatus (southern house mosquito) is the source of this 2363-nucleotide messenger RNA. RefSeq names its product lipoyltransferase 1, mitochondrial (gene Lipt1). Gene Ontology annotation, molecular function: lipoyltransferase activity. The transcript has 4 exons. Bases 35 to 1261 code for a protein of 408 amino acids. The record is from RefSeq and is a predicted model, not a curated record. Gene Ontology annotation, biological process: protein lipoylation. Gene Ontology annotation, cellular component: mitochondrion; cytoplasm. NCBI's taxonomy places the organism in Eukaryota, Metazoa, Arthropoda, Insecta, Diptera, Culicidae.